Somion occarium is the source of this 2255-nucleotide messenger RNA. Lineage: Eukaryota; Fungi; Basidiomycota; Agaricomycetes; Polyporales; Cerrenaceae. The record is from the annotation of a GenBank genome assembly.
UCCAUGGGCGUCUGUUCAUGUUGAUCGUGACUUCGAUCAUCACCGUGGGGCACCGUAGCUGAUUGGCUUUAAAACAACGAGUUUGUUGUCAAAGCCAUCAUGUCCAGUACUGCCUUGGAAUCGUCCCUGACUACUCGGAAAGACUACAAACCAGUUUCAGAAACAUGGUGACCAAGAAUUUCGGCAUGAAUACCUUCGUCCGAUCUUCUCGUGGGCUGAGGACACUGCCUACAGCGAUGCAGGCACAAGCCGUUGAGGCAGUCCGACAGCAAGCUAAAGAUCGGAUUAGCCAAAUAGAUACAGAGCGUCCUGUUUCACCAUUCUUGAUUGACACCUUUGCCCGCCGGCACGAUUAUCUUCGAAUAUCGUUGACCGAGAGAUGUAAUCUGAGAUGUUUCUACUGCAUGCCGAGCGAGGGCGUCGAAUUGUCUCCGAAUGAGAACAUCCUGACGGAUGAGGAAGUCAUUCGACUAGCUACAUUGUUCGUCAGAAACGGCGUGACAAAAAUACGUCUGACUGGGGGCGAGCCCACUGUUCGGAAGAAUAUCGUUGACAUCGUAGGUCGAUUGAAUGAGCUACGGCAACUCGGUCUACGAUCCAUUGGCAUGACCACGAACGGCAUAGCUCUCCGUCGUCGACUUCCUUCAUUGGUAGCGAAUGGAUUGACUCAUCUAAACAUCAGCAUUGAUACCCUUGAUCCAUUCAAAUUCGAGAUAAUGACCCGCAGACCAGGUCAUGAGGCCGUUCUGCGCUCAAUUGAGAUGGCAUUAUCAAUACCGGAGUUGCACUCGUUGAAACUGAAUAUCGUUGUCGUCAAGGGUCUGAACGAUACUGAGGUUCUUGAUUUCAUUGAUAUGACUAGAGACAAAAGGCUUUCAGUGCGCUUCAUCGAGUUUAUGCCAUUUACAGGUAACAAAUGGGACAAAGCGAAAAUGGUACCGUCGUCGGAGUUGCUCUCACGGAUAGCAUCUCGACAUCCUAAGGUCACUAGGGCUUCGGAUGCACUCAAUGAUACAGCCCGAAACUACUUCAUCCCGGGCUACAAUGGGAGUUUCGGAUUCAUCAGCAGCAUGUCCGAUCAUUUUUGUGGCUCAUGCAAUCGACUGCGAUUGACUGCAGAUGGACAAAUCAAGGUCUGCCUUUUUGAUGCGAAAGAGAUAUCUCUUCGGGAUCAGAUGAGGCAAGGUGCAAGCGACGAGGAGCUUUUACAGACUGUUGGAUAUGCUGUACGGGGAAAGAAUGAGAAGCAUGCUGGGAUGGAAGAUAUCGACGUAGUGACAAAUCGCCCCAUGAUAUUGAUUGGCGGUUGAGUCUCUUUGUGCUUCGAUGAAGUCACUCAACAAGAAGAAACGUUCAUCCCUAUCAUAUCUGAAUUCUCGCCCACAUCAGCCGCAUCGGAACACUACGACGGGACCACGUCCUUUUUCAACAUGUUCUACAGCUAGAUCAGACGCCACUCGUGACCGUCUUACACAUAUUGACGACACAGGCCGGCCAGCAAUGGUGAAUGUUUCGACAAAGGAAGUUACCAAGCGCACUGCGACAGCUUUGGGAAGGAUUUACAUACCAAAGAGCGCGUACGACCUUGUCACCUCCGCAGAGGCACUGCCCGAUACCUCGGACACGAACGUCACCAAGACUGCCACGCAAAAGGCGGUAGACAAAGCUCGGUCGAAGGGGAAUGUGCUCACUGUAGCACAAUUGGCGGCAAUCAUGGGUUGUAAACGGACAUCCGAUCUCAUUCCUCUCUGUCAUCCCCUGCCACUAUCGCAUAUCUCCGUCAGUCUCUCAUUAGACGGUCCUCGGUCCGUAGAGCGAUCGCGUGGCCUGGAAGAGUUCACGACGUCCGGACCUGACGUUAGGCACGCCUCCGAACUGAAUGACCGGCCUCCAUUCAGUAUCGUGUGUCAAGCAACAGUCUCAUGCGAGGGAAAGACAGGCGUUGAAAUGGAAGCUUUGACGGCUGUUUCCGUCGGUCUCUUGACCGUGUGGGAUAUGCUUAAGGCUAUAGCUGGGCGAGAGAUGGUAAUAGGAGAUAUUGUCGUACAACGGAAGGAGGGAGGAAAGAGCGAGGACUUCGUUCGUAACUGAUUAUGAAGAUUAUUGUACAUCGAAGUGUGUACUAAGCUCAUUGUUACAAAUCUUGGUACGCUUCUGAGACUAGCGUGAUGCUACUAUCAACAGAAUCAUGCUAAGAUAAGUAUUAAUGUCCAAUAGGUUAGGAUGUGUUUUAAAUAGAAAAGUCGAUUAGUGAG